Molecule: messenger RNA, 3934 nt
Organism: Caenorhabditis sp. 36 PRJEB53466
Lineage: Eukaryota; Metazoa; Nematoda; Chromadorea; Rhabditida; Rhabditidae
Source: the annotation of a GenBank genome assembly
AUGCAUCCAGUUCGCAAACGAUCCUCGAUCUAUCAAGACGUCGAUUUGACCUACACGGUGAGUACAGAUGUCAGAAAGACAUGGGAAUUGGGCAUCACCUGAAUCGAGAUGUUUGGUUCGUUUUUGGCAGGCCAUCAAUCAAGAGAAACAGAGUCCCGGCAUGCAUCAGAUUGGCCGACGAUUCACCUCGUUCUCCAGUGCCCCUAAAACUAGAAUCUGAAUUCCACUCAAAUCGAGCUUUCCUACGUCAUAGAGUUGCUCAAACACAAUUCACAAUUAUACGUUCAUUCAAAUGUCAGCAAUUUCGUCAGACUUGUCAGUGACUUCGUGACCAGUGACAACAUUUUGUUGCCAAGAGCCUCGUUAUCUCGUUCAAAUAUGUCCUUUUUUGCAAAAGAAUUUCUAACAACGGCGGUCGUCGACCAGUCGUAGAAAAACGUCUUCUUUUCUUGUUUGGGACAUGUUUUCACCCGAACAAGCAAGCGACGGAAAAGGAUUGGGUGCACAGAUUCUUCACACAUAGCUAACCAAAAACUGAGGGCAAGCCCGUGGUUUCGGGUAUCCGAGCCCGUCUCCUACCCUGGAUUCCCUAUUAAUUAAGUUUUCUGUCGGUUUUUUAGGUUACGUAUGUCUGUGAAUAAGUUAGCUCCCUUUGUUCUUUGAAAGUGCAAGCUGGGUUGGAUGGAUUGGCGCUGCAAUUAAUUGCCUGCUCUUUCUUACUCUUUUUUUCCAGCGGCUUCUUUAUUCAAGAAAACGUUCAUUUCGAUCCUUUCAAAGACAAAUUACUUCUUUCUUGGUUUUUGAACCGAGCAAGAACGAUUUCUUAAAUGCCUCGGUUACGUCUGUGAAUCACAUACGAAUUGUAAGGAUACAACAUGUGAUUCUCACAUCUCAUGUCCUAUGUCAUCGAUGAAAGACAAAAUGACGUUUUGACGGUUCACUUCAAAACGCGCGUUUUUUUGAAGUCAGACACUUUAUUGCCGAGGCUCCGUUUUGUGGCGCACACUGCACUCCAGACGAGAAGGAGUUCAAUUACUCCGCAAAUUGUGUCCGUCGGAAGAAAACAAUCUUAUUUUCAUUCGGUCUCAGUAGUCUAGUAUUGAGGGGUUAUAAUACCAUUUCGACUUUUCAGUCAUUUCAACACAUUUUCAUUCUCUGACAGCAGAGAAUCACCUUAUUCACAACACUUUUUCUCGGAAAAUAAGAAAAUGAGUCAAUUUUAAAAGCACUUAAAAGUGCUUAUUUUCAGUAAUUUUUGUACAUUUUCGAUCAAUUUUUUGCUUGGAUGUUGAUUUCAUUUUCUAUUUCUCAUUUUCGUGCUUAAAUGCUCGAAAAUGUAUCACUUCCUCACUUUUUACAAAAUUGAUGGAUGUCGAUUUUAUUCAAUAAGUGGUAUUCAGAUAAAGAUUUAAAAAAAUGACUAAUAAAUGACGAAGCUUGAUAAAAAUCUGAAACCUCUUCUCAAUACUAUACUACUGGUCUCACAGAUGUUUUACCUGCCCUAGUCUCCCUCCAGUUUCGCAACUUCCAACUUGGAUAAUCUUGUUCAUUAGAUUUAUCUCGGUGCUUUCUCACUCUUUUCCGUUGCUCUCUCCCUUUCCCCGCAAAAAAAAACCGGCAAGACUUCAGAUUUUUGGUUUUUUUCAAAUUUUUCGACUUGGUAAACUUUGGCACCUUCUUCGCUCAAAAAUCUUCGAGUGCAAGAAGGCGAAACCUCACGCAUGGACUGCGAAAAAGAAGCAGAAAUAAGAUAAAACAUGCGGGGAAAGAGAGAGAGAGAGAGAGAGAGAGAGAGUCCUUCUCCUUUCUCGUCUCAAAUUUAAAUCGCAUCGUCCUUUUUCAAUAGAUGUGACCCCGGCGGAGACUUUCUCAUUACGUGUUUUGCCUCGCACCCUUUUCCCCUCAAAAAUUUGUCUGCACUCGACUCCCACACCCGCUCCGGAAAAGUCAGCCUCGAGCUCUUUUUUAUUCGUGGUGAAAAGCUUCGGUUUGAAAAGCGCCCUACAGCCGGUCUCCUUCUCUCCAAUUUGGGGCGGCUCCUCAGAUUGCUCCGGGCGCCCUCAUUGUUCUGAGCCACCUAGAUAUCUGCCCCGCCCUCUCCGUGCACUAUCUUCUUAUUCAUUUAAACUCGAACCGCUGUCAGUCUUUACCAUUUCUCAGCCAUGCCAUACCGAUCUGACGAUGUCUCAGCGAAAAGCAAGCAUCGUUCUGAAAUGCUUGACCUAGAUGUCGACUCUAUCAUUACUUUCAAGGUAUUCAAGGACAGAAAUCAACAGAGACUCGCCCAGUUGUUUUUUGUUUGAGAACCGAAGUUUAUUCUUCAGGUAAUGCUGCUCGGAGACAGUUGCACUGGCAAGACAUGUCUCCUGAUCCGCUACAAAGACGGAGCUUUCCUCAACAACAACUUCAUCUCAACCGUGGGAAUUGAUUACAGAGUGAGUGGGCUAUCUUUUCUGUCUCUCGAAUUAUAGUCGUUUCGCGUUGUCCUCAAAACCGAUAAACGUCACUUGAAGAGCCAAUUGUUCACAUUCUCAAUCCAAAAUUGCACAUUAGUGCUAGAGGGUGUUGAGUGUACCAUUAGGACCCACUUAGGAAUCGGGAAUCCGGAAUCACGAGUAUCCCCAAUUUUCAGAACAAGCUCAUCAACAUCGGCGACAAGAAGGUCAAGCUUCAGGUACACCAUCAUCAUCACCGUCUAUAAUUUCUUCCUUGACUACCUGUCGUUUCAGAUCUGGGACACCGCCGGACAAGAGCGUUUCCGUUCGGUGACCACUUCGUAUUACCGUGAUGCGGACGCGCUUCUUCUCGUUUACGACAUCGCCAACCGCUCGAGUUUCGAGAACUGCCGCGUUAGUCUUGUAAAGCUCUUCACACGAGUGUUUUCGUAAUUUCAGAACUGGCUCUCUCAAAUCAAAGAAUACGGAAAAGAGGCGGUACAAGUGACUCUUGUUGGCAACAAAUGCGAUUUGCCACGUGCUGUUGCGGUGGAAGAGGGAAGAAAGUUGGCCGAGGUAUUCGGCUAUACUUUCAGUGCAAUCCGUUUCAAGUGGCCUCGUUGAUCUUUGAGAGCAUUCCUUUACACGCGCGUUGUCCUAAGUAUAGAACCUCAUCUUGAAAUGAGAUUGACGUUUACGUUUCUUCUUUUCCCAUUUGACCCUACCCUAAUGAAUAAUUUCUUGCGUUGGACGUCCGAAUCCAAUUUUUGGUACGUUUUGUGCGCCAUCUCUAAUGAACAAGGACGCCAGCAGCUUAGCGGCAGCAGAAAAAAGUGACAUCAGCGUCUGAAAUUUGAGAAGACGUUGAGUAGUAGAGGCGCAGUACAUACAACACGUUUCGAGUGAUUAUUCAGUAUGUGCAUAGAGCUACACGAAAGGAAUUAUUUAAGAAGUCGUACUUUUCCGGGACAGACUUGAUGAGUUCUAGCGAGCAGGAAUGCGUCAUUCUGUAGAGACUGAACUGAAUAACCGAAUAGAUACAGAGCACAGAGAAAAAGUUAAUUGGAUCCAAGAAUGAAACAUUUUGACGAAAUUUGAGGAACAUUGCUUCUAAAUUAAAUGUCUAUUGAGGCUUACAUUUUCAGGCAUACGUCAUCCCGUUCAUGGAAACAAGUGCCAAAACAGGAUUCAAUGUGGACCGAGCAUUCCUCGGACUCGCAGAGUAAGCCAUCUCGUACCUGUCAAAGAUAGGCACCGAUAGUGGAACGGCAAACAGAAAACGAAAAACCGCCAACUUUGACAAACAUUUCAAAGAAGAAAAACUCUUUCGUGACCCCCAAUGAGAACUGUCGCCCAGUCUCGCUCACAUUCAAAUGAUUUCAUUCAGACGAAUGCUCAAACUGAAGUACGGUUUUGUGCCGGGCGGUGAAAUGGCAGAUGUUAUCUCCAUAGCGGACUCGCGGAAACCGGAUGUCUCCAAAUGCUGCACUUACAACUGA